Messenger RNA from Sipha flava (yellow sugarcane aphid), 4178 nucleotides. RefSeq lists its product as uncharacterized. Gene Ontology annotation, biological process: calcium ion import across plasma membrane. Gene Ontology annotation, molecular function: stretch-activated, monoatomic cation-selective, calcium channel activity. The transcript is spliced from 4 exons. The coding region runs from base 1100 to 2416 and encodes 438 amino acids. The record is from RefSeq and is a predicted model, not a curated record. NCBI's taxonomy places the organism in Eukaryota, Metazoa, Arthropoda, Insecta, Hemiptera, Aphididae. Gene Ontology annotation, cellular component: plasma membrane.
CCGGUAGGGCAGUUACAGCAGUCUCGCAGACGGUCGCGCCCCCCCGGUUCUGCGUGUUUGUCGUCGUCGCCGUCGUCGUCGUCGUCGUCGUCGUCGUCGUCGCCGCCGCGUGUCGUACCGUACGUGCGUGUGCAUGUGUGCGUGCAAGUGCAAUCGUGUGCGUCCGCGCGUGUUCUCGUGGGUGUCUCUGUCUCCGUCUCUCUGUCUGUCUCUGUCUCUCCCGUCCGCGCGGCGCGUAAACGAGUUGUGUUUUAUUCGGCGGGACGCGCGUGUGAAUCGUGUCCGCGUUCCGGGACGAAAUAAAAAAUAAAAUCAAAACAAACGUUGUAGCCGUUUCACGGCACGUCCGAUCGGGUACGGUCUCGUCGCGUUCCCGCCCGGGACAACACACCUCGGUUCCGGUGCACACGACGACGUCGCCGCCGCCGGUCCAGGGCACGUCCGGCGCGCGCGCGGACACAUGACCGCGUGGCCGUCGCGGACGAUGGCCGUGUCCACGGUGGCCGCAGCAGCCAUCGAUAGCCCGCGCGCCGCCGACGAAUCGUACGCCGCCACCGGAACCGCACCCGGCACCGCUCGCCGCGCCGCCGAAAACCGUCCGCGCGACCAUCGCUCCAACGUUUCGCUACGUCACUUCUUCUACUACUGGUGUUGUUCUAAUUACGCUACUGCGGCGGUGGCGGCCACGACGACUCUGUGCCGGUCGGCCGCGUUACGCCACCGUCUGCACUGAUAUUAUGGGCCGCCGCCGCGUAGCCCGCACCGUGUUCCGGCAUCGUCGUCGUGUGCGGCCAGCGGACCGCCGCCGUCGUCGCGCGCUUGUUGUUAUGGUCGAUUGUGCGGGUCACCAGCCCGGCGACACGACAUGAUCUCUGGCGUCGACACGACGCUACAACGCAUCAUCGCCGCCGCACUCGUCGGAUCAUCGUUUACCCAGCAGUCAGCUGCAGUCGCGCUCUUUUACCGUCACUACCAUUACUGCUGCACUACACCGCUACCGGCUUAUUAUCCGUCAAGUACAAGGAGGAAAAAUGCGGAUUCCGCGGCGAAACGGCCGGAUCGGUUGUGAUAGAGUGGUGGCGCCGGUCCCGGCGGUACAAUGCGCGCUGCCAGCACCGGCGGCGGUCUCGUUCGUCUCGUCGUCAUCUGGCUGGUGGUGCUCGCAGCGCUGGUCAUGACCGCAGCCGGCGCCUCGUCAACGUCCGCGGCGGCCACCGUCGUCACGGCCACCGCAACGGCCACGGCCGCCGCCGCCGCCGCUGCCGCUGCUGCUGCUCAUAAGACCGCCACGCCGCCGACGGCGAUGUCGGAACCGGGUGGCGGGAACGUGACCGCGGGCCGCGCGCCGUGCGAGCUGGUGCGCGUGUCGCUGCGCAAGCCGGCGUGCACCGGACAGAUUAGCGAGGGCCCGGGCCCGCCGCCGCCGCCGCCGCCGCGGUGCCCGUCGUGCACCCGACGUUCCGAUAAUAAUAAUAAUUAUAAUAAUAAGAAUAAUAAAAAUAAUAAUAAUAAUAUUAAUAGUAAUAAUAAUAAUUACAAUAAUUAUAAUAAUAAUAAUAAUAAUAAAAUAAAUAAUAAUAAUAAUAAUAGUAAUCAUGAGUGCCUUGAAUACGCCCGUCGGGAGCUCAUACCGGAAAUGUGCCCGGACGACCCGACCGCGUACCGUAGUCGGCCCGGCCGCCUGUCCCGGUACCGGCUCCGACAUUGCUGUCACCACACCGUCGAGUCCGUUGCGCAGCAGCCGUACGGUGACCGGCAGUCGUGCUACGACCGGGUGAACGAAGCGCUCGACCUGGACGACGUCGCGGCCGCCAUGUCGUGCCAGUUCGACGAGGUUCUGGCCAGGUACGAUUGCAAUCAGAUGUACUCCGCCAAGUCGUGCGAAUCGUGCAAGGACGCUUACGCGCUGUGGGCGUGCGCGGCAGUAUUGCCGCACUGGACGCGGUCGACAGAUGAACAGGGACGCCAUUACAGGGUGAACGCUUGCCAGUCCGUUUGCCUGGAGGCCGAACAGAAGUGUCCGUGGCUGCUUCCGGUGGCCGAUGACGCCAAUCCGUACGCUGGCGAAGCCGCGUUCACGUGCAUAGAUCCGGACAUCGGGUACCAAAUGUCAUCGACGAACGCCCCGGAGGAUUGCUGCUACGAGCACUGCGCCGAGCACCGCCUGUGCGUGCGCAACUCGACGGCCUGCGACCGGGGCGACGGGCGCGCGGACCAGCGGCCGCUGUGCGUGGAAGAGGUACCGCUGACGGUCGAGGAGUCCGAGUGCACGGACUUCGGUCCGACCGGCUCGUCCGCGGCCACCCGUCCGCCCACCGUCACGCCGCCGCUACUGGUGGCGCUGCUGCUGCUGCUGCUGCUGCUGGCCACGUGCGCCGGGACCGCGGCCGCGGCGCCGACGGCGGCCGUCACGUGAACCGCCCGACCAUCACCCCGGGACCGCGGUUGCCACGGCGACCGCUGUCGUUAACGUUUGCCGCGGAUCGCGACAGAAUUAUUAUUAUUACGCCACGCGUUACACCGCACCGGCGAUCAAUGUUUAUCGGAACGCGUUUACGAUGCGCCCCGCAGCACCGGUUGCGAUUCCUCCUGAAAACCGAAACCAACGGUUUUCGUUGGACGAGAAAAACCACGAAAAAAAAAAAAAAACACACACAAUCCACAUAAUUGUAUUGUAUUUUAUGCGAAACCCGUUGAAUACGGAGUGCGCACAAUAACCGGCCCGUAACACUAACCCGUCCGCCGGACUCGCGCGCGGUCUUCCGUCGACGACGUACGAUUGCGUGAUGUGUACAAUCGUUUGCCGCGCGUGCCGAAGGAAAACACGACGCUCUUGUCACCCGUACACCGAAAGGGUGUGUGCUUGGAGUCGUCUGGCUGCCGAGCCAAUGGAGUUUGAUAUCUCACCCCUGCACGGCAGGGUCCUCAAUUCUCUCGAUAAGACUACACACAGAUUGUACACCACUACUCUUCUACUGUGCACUAUCGCUUCUACCGAUUUAAUUAUUGCUAGUGUUACUUGGACGAUGACUUUUCAUUACAUCUCAAUCGCCGAGCCCGUGCUCCCCUUUCCCGUCGAGCCACCGUAAUCUAUCGGACCGAUCAGGCAUAACGUAAUUUUCGCGCAUCCAAACGUAACAUAACAUUCAACCCGGUAACGUAAAGGAUCCAACCUCAUCAUAUUUAUAACAACAACAAACGGUAAUUCAAUUAUACCGGAGGUAUAUUGCUUAAUCGUCCGCUAUCCCAGUUACUCCUAGAACCGACGUAUCCACCUGUCACCCUUGUUGUCUCGUUUCAUUAACUGUUCUUCUCCUUCCUUGGUACCAAAAACUUUUUUUUUUUUAUAUAUAUUUUCUAACCGCUUCCCAUUUCCGAACACUUUGUAACAUGACGUUCUGAGCUUGCCACUCAAGAAAAUUCUCAAAGUUAGAAUUUGGAGGCAACUGUCCCUCGACAGGAAUUGCAUCAAGUAGUAUUUUGUUCCUCCAUAUGGUUCGCUAAUCCGGUUUUUCGCACUGUGUUCGAGUCGUCUCGUCUGUUCAUCCUCAAUUCAUUCGGCGCUCCAUUCCUAUUGCCACCAGUCUUAAAUCUUCAAGUCUCCUGUUUGCCAUGCUUCCUUUGUGCCGUUUUUUUGGAGUUCCCUCAAUACACACCGAUACUACUACUACUUCUCCUCCCACUACUAAUAUAUUAUUACUGCUACUAACUACUACUAUUGUACACACUACUAUUGUAACUAGUUUUGCGCUCUUAUCACAGCUGUACUGUUUUGAUAAAACGAAAAAAUAUAACGUUAACUACGUGCAAUGUUAUAAAUGUACAGACACAAAUAUUAUGGAUAGUAUAACCAUUAGAGAGUGGCCACCGGCAUCACCGUUUUAGAUUGGAUUACCCGUUUUCUAUAUUAUCGAUCAGUAUUUAUCAUUCUAAGCGUUCGUCAAACACUCGAAAACAUAAUAUAUAUAAUAAACAGAUUACAAAAUGUGUAUAGUGGUUUAACAUAAAUUUGAAGUCAGCAUCCAUUUACAUAAAGUCUUUGAAGCGAAUACGUUUACGCAAUUACUGUACGUUAUGAUUCGAAUUUAGUUCGUCCCCGACCAUAGGCUUGCACAGACCUGUAUUUUAAGGAGUGCCUAUAAUAAUUUUGGGUCCUAUCUCAAAAAAAAAAAAAAAAA